This is a messenger RNA of Hevea brasiliensis (rubber tree), 2460 nucleotides long. Its product is annotated as transcription factor SRM1-like. Lineage: Eukaryota; Viridiplantae; Streptophyta; Magnoliopsida; Malpighiales; Euphorbiaceae. Gene Ontology annotation, molecular function: DNA binding. The transcript has 2 exons. The record is from RefSeq and is a predicted model, not a curated record. The coding region runs from base 1212 to 2108 and encodes 298 amino acids.
UCACAUUUACAGGGACUGAACGGUAAAAGCGUUAGGAAUGUGGAUUCAAGAAAAUUUUCUUGUAUGAUAAAGAACAGAAAAAUCUUGGAUUAAUUCUUGUCUGUUUUCAAUUAAUGGUUUUCUGUAUGCAAAAUUCAAGAAUCGUCUAGUGGGUAGAGGUAUUAGUUGGUAAUUUUUGUACUUUCUGGAUUUCAUUGACUGGAAAAGUAGAAAAAGGAGAUAUGAUUGGAUUCCAAAAAGGUUUAUGCAUGCGGUUUUGAAUUGGGCAAAAAUUUUAGAGCUUUGGUUUUAAUCAGUUUUUAUUUUUGAUAUGAAUUUGAUUCCCAAGUGAGAUGCAUUAGCUCCCUCUUCUUUUCAUUUUCUUCUUGCAGCAAUUCUAUUAAUAUAAUCAAUGUAAUGUUAGAGUCUGUUUACAUUGGCAGAAGAAAACAAAGAAUGUGAAGCUAGAGCCUAUGCUGUAAAAAUUUGAGCAUAAUUUUAUGAUGAAGUUUUGUGGGCCUGUUCUGUUAAAACUGUUCUUAUCAAGUAGGGCAUACGGUUAACUGGGUUUUGUUGGAUUUAGAAAUUACAUUUUUUGCACUCCUAUUAUUCAUUGUAGGUUUCUGGGUUUUUCUUCUUUGUUUGGUUUCUUAAUUGUCUCUUUCAUAUCUCACUAUCUAAAACCCUAAUUACCAUACACUAUUCAAUUCACCGUCACAUUAAUUUCUGUAUAUGCAGUUUUUUUUAUUCGGUUUAAACUGCAAUUUAUUGCAUCCUUGAUUUAAUGGUUUUCAGAUAUUUCUCAUGGUCUAACUGAACUUUGUUGCUUUUCAUUCAACAAUAGGUCAGCAAUUCACAAGCGUCCAAUUUUUGAAUUGUGGAGCAAAUCACCAUUGAAUUCUUCACAUACUCUGCUGGGGUUUUGUGAUUUUUAUUGGAGGUGAUCUCUGGUUCAGCACUCUUGGCCUUUUUAGGGGUUCCUCUGUAUCUAUUCUUCCUUACCUCUAUCUCCUGACACAUCCUGAUUUCCCAUAAUUUUAGUCUACCAUCUAUCCAGUUGUUGGUGAUACCAAUUAUAGAAAUAAUUCAGAUCUAAGUUUCAAGAACUGUUCUAGAAAAUCCCUGCUUUUUGAGAUUGGCUUAUAGGUUAGCCUACCUUCUAAAGCACCUUGGGUAGAUUUCUUUCCUUGUGUUGUGAGUGUAUUCCGGAUUGGGGAUUCAAACAAGUCUAGAUGACUGUGGAUGAAGUGGGCUGUAGCUCUUUGUGGACCAGAGAGCAGGAUAAGGCAUUUGAGAAUGCUCUUGCAACAUAUCCUGAGGAUGCUCCAGAUCGUUGGGAGAAAAUUGCAGCUGAUGUACCUGGGAAAACUCAAGAAGAGAUUAAACUUCACUAUGAACUUCUGGUUGAAGAUUUGAAUCAGAUAGAAGCUGGCUGUGUGCCUCUGCCUAACUACUCUUCUUCAGAGGGUUCAGUGAGCCAUGCUGGCGAUGAAGGAACUAGUAAGAAGGGUGGCCACUUGGGACAUCAUAACAGUGAGUCUGCUCAUGGAAAUAAGGCGUCUCGGUCAGAUCAAGAACGUCGUAAAGGAAUUGCUUGGACUGAGGAUGAGCACAGGUUAUUUCUUCUUGGUUUGGACAAGUAUGGGAAAGGUGAUUGGCGAAGUAUUUCAAGAAACUUUGUUGUGACAAGAACACCUACACAAGUGGCUAGCCAUGCGCAAAAGUAUUUCAUUCGUUUGAACUCAAUGAAUAAGGAUAGGAGGCGAUCCAGCAUACAUGACAUCACCAGUGUGGGCAAUGGAGACAUUUCAGCGCCACAAGGACCAAUAACUGGUCAAACAAAUGGUUCUGCUGCAGGAGGGUCUGCUGGUAAAGCGGCCAAACAACCACCUCAACAUCCUGCUGGACCCCCAGGAGUCGGUGUGUAUGGUCCUCCAACCAUAGGGCAACCAAUAGGAGGGCCCCUUGUUUCAGCGGUUGGUACCCCUGUUAAUCUUUCUGCCCCCACACCCAUGGCUUAUGGCGUUAGAGCCCCAGUACCAGGAACAGUAUCAGGAGUGGUACCUGGUGCACCAAUGAGCAUGGUUCCUAUGACAUAUCCAAUGCCACCCACAACUGCUCAUAGGUGAUAUGCAUGGUUUAGCCGUAAAAUGUACAAAAACAGAAGACUAGUUGCUUGUGUUACUGUUGGUUUAGUGGCUUCUCAAUUUUAGCCUGAAUAAGACUGCAUAGUUACAAGCAAAAGUUGUCUGAUGUCAUUUGUUUAUUCUGGUAGCAAUAUCAAAUAAGCCAAUAGGGAGGGAAACUACAUCAUUUUUAUAGGCAGCAGCUGUGGAAAUAUGGCAGCAUUUAUGGUUAGAACAGCAAUUUAGUUACCUUUUUUGGUUUUACAUAACAAAGCUUAGUCUCAAUAAUAGUCAGUUAAUGGUAUUUUACUUUUAAUGGCCAAAAUAGUAAAGAACCCAUAUAUACUUUUUACUA